Messenger RNA from Chaetomium strumarium, 5277 nucleotides. RefSeq names its product putative death-receptor fusion protein-domain-containing protein. Gene Ontology annotation, cellular component: cytosol. Gene Ontology annotation, biological process: tRNA methylation. The record is from RefSeq and is a predicted model, not a curated record. Lineage: Eukaryota; Fungi; Ascomycota; Sordariomycetes; Sordariales; Chaetomiaceae. The transcript has 9 exons. Bases 336 to 5024 code for a protein of 1562 amino acids.
GAGGCAAGUUAGGAGCUUGUCGGUUCUUAGUCUUGUUGAGCUGUAAUGUGGUGGUGGCAGCCCACGAUCUCGUCUCCUGUCAAGGUGAGGCAUGAUCGGGCAAACAGGAAAAAGAAGUACGUACCCGUCGGUAGCCCAAAAUUUCUGCCUCGCUCUUGCUUGUAGGCUCAGGGGGCGACCUCAACACCCAAGGCAGAGAUGAUCGAACUUUCCCGGCGGCUAUGACAUGCGGUUAGGAUAUGUGAUAGUCUCCCCUUCGAUUCUUUCUGUUUUAUCUCAGGAAUUCCGUGACCCUGGCGACUGGAACAGGUGGUAGCUUGACCCCUCUCAUCCUGAUGGAUAAACCGCCAAGCAUGGAGUUACCCCAAGGGCCUCCCAGCACUACAGAAGCUGCUUUGGCUGAGUUGGAUGCCGGCGUAUUUGAGAAUGCAAACACCAUCACCAAGUGGCUGUUGAGCCAAUCGCAGGGCACUCGGCCUCAGUUCGCCGAAGCAAUCUUUCAGAAGCUGCUUCGUGAAGCUUCACAGUCGAGGCAGUAUCAUGGCAAUGGUCACGCUUGCGUCAAGCUCUGCAGUUUCGUCCAACAGUGCGCCAAGUCGAGCGACGAGGCAGUAAGACAAUGGGCUUUUACUGAGACACUGUCGAAAGAGCUCUUCCACUUCUACUUGGAGUGGUAUGAGCACGAUCCUCACCGCGCCUUGCGGCUGGUGUUGGAUGUGCUUGUUGCUUCGUCCACUGCUAACCCGAGCCCCGAGGUUGGGAGAUCGGUGAAGGACCACAUCCUGGAGACUCUGAUCUCGAUUGUGGCCCGCAAGUCCCCGCAGCAAUUGACAAAAUCCGGCCUGCAAUGCCUUGAUCACUUUCUGAACAAGCGGGUACUCACUCUGGCGGACAUCGCUUCUAAGUACAGGGAGGUGGAGCCUGCUGCUGCUAAGCUGCCGAAUUUCUUGCUAUGGAGAUCCUUCGCCUUCCACCUCUUCUCCUGGAUCGAGGUUACUUAUGUCUGCCCGCUGGCUGGGAAGUGCCUUGUUCACAUCUUUCGUGGGCUGAACACAGCAGCACAGGACACCACAGUCCCAGACUCCCCAGACUUCACCCUCGAGGUCUGGCGACAGUGGCUGCAGGAAGCCCUCGCCCAGAAUCCAGAGAACUUAGAGGAUGUUAGAAACUAUGUGCUUGCUCCGAUCUUCAAGACGGACCGGGAUGCGUCAUUGAAACUGCUGGAAAUGUUCAAUCGAAGUCAGCCUUUGACCGCCAUCGACCGUGACUUAACCGAUCAUGGUCUUUUGUUACAGUUGGCCUCCCUCGAUCUGGGGAAGAAGUAUGGACUAGUCGAGGAACCUAGCAUUGACGAGGCCGUAUCAUACCCUUCGCCGGCGAAGUCCAUUGUACUCCAAGGAAGCCUGUUGGACAAACUCCUUGCAUACCCAUCUGUAUCGGUCAGGUCCAGCGCAUUCUCACUGCUAGUCUCAUCCCAAGCGACGACGAAGCCGUUCUCUGAUGUUGCGUUCGGUCUUCUGAAGAAGCACCUUGCAGCGUUCCAUGCAGACUAUGAUGCUAAGGUCCGUAACGAGGUGCUUGGCCAUACCAAGAAUCUUAUUAUGAGAGCAAAGAGCGUUAUCACCGUCGCGCGGAGGAGUCUUUCGGCUCACCCGUCUACCGAGGACGGGCCUCAUGUGCCCGCCAAGAAGAAGUCCGGGCCUGAGGUCGCGCUAAAGGAUGCCUCUGAAGCAAGAGCCGUCCUCAGCCGCCACGAGGCCUUCCUGAGCUGGUACAUGGACUUCUUGAAGAACGAGCUUCUACCUACUGCGUCGUAUCAGCGACACAUAACCGCAGUCAAAGCCACACUUCUCCUUCUCAAGGUUGGGAAACAUGCGGGAGCAACUGACGAUGGCGUCGACGAAGAUAUCGCGCGGUUGAUCUCAUCCGACUUCACUUGGCUUCGGUUGCUUCCUGACCUUUUGUUGGAUCCGUUUGACGACGUCAGAGACAGCGCAGCUAUGCUCCUGAGCUUGCUUCCGUCGAAACCCGGGGAACCCGAUGACCUUAACCCGCCAAAUCUUCGCGAUAUUCUGGGGCAGAUCAGCCUCCGAGCCACCAGACUCGCUGACAGGACCGGGCGGGCAGAUCACGCGGAUGGAGCAGCUCGCUCGCACGGCCUCCGUUGCAGUUCGAUAACAAAUGGACAAGACCCGCAGAUCUCUCUCCUGUCGUCUAUUAUUGAUCGGCUUGAGUCGAAGAUCUCAAAGGCAGGGGCUGAUUUAGGCCAUGCAGCCAUCGAGAGCCCGGUUCAUCCGUACUUCGCAGCAAUCAGUUACAUAUGGCAAGUCCUGGCCAAAGAAACCUAUACGGACGACUCUCUAGAACGUCUGCAUCAUCUCCAGCGACGGCUCUUCUUCUGCGCCCAGCAGAUCUGGCUUACAGUCAAGCACGUUCUCUGCGACGACUCACCAGAAGGCCAUUUGCCCGAGGAACUCGAGGAUAUCGAUGGGCUUGACACUAAAGACCUAUUGAGCUAUAGCUUCCGCGCCGUCCAUGAAUCAAGCAAUCUGUUGCGCCUCCUGGUGGGAACCCUGAGGCUGAAGAAGACGCCUGGCGUGCCGUUUCCGCCGAUGGAUGUGUUCAGAGAGACGGGCUACCUUGCAUUUGAGCAGCUCGCCAGCCUCCGGCAUCGCGGGGCCUUCUCGACCGUGUCUUAUACUUUUGCCACCUGUUGUCAACUUACUCAGCACUUGAGAAGCGUAUACCCAGACAUCGACGACUCGGAGGAUCUGCUUCGUGAAUGGUACCAGGGAGCGAUGGACUGCAUCAUGACACAGGCGUCAACCACGCGUCGGUCCGCGGGCAUUCCGUCCCUCAUUGCCGGCGUCCUCUCGGCAAAUGCGGCGUCGCCAACCUUUGAGGAGGUCUACGGGACCCUUGAAGAGAUUGGCAAACGGCCCGUACGCAUGUCCGAAACUGACGGGUCCAAUCUCCCUCAAGUGCAUGCCCUCAACUGCCUGCGAGAAAUCUUCAGGAGUUCACUCUUGAGCAAAAAGGCCGAGGCAUACCUGGCCAGAACCCUUCAUUUAGCAGCAACCAGCUUGAAGUCCGAAGUUUGGGCAAUCCGGAACUGUGGCCUUCUCCUAUUGAGGAGCCUAAUUGACUCGCUCCUGGGAACAGGCGAGAGCAAGGCGUCCAUCGAGUCAGGAUGGGAUGGCCAUUCGCUCCGUAUUUCUUACAACAAGUAUCCGACAUUGCCGGGCGUCAUCCUCAGUCUGCUGCGAUCCGCGGGCGAAACACUAGAUCAUGCAUCGAAUUCCAGUGCAGCCGAGGCAGUAUUUCCUGCACUCGACAUUAUCCGGCGUGCGGGUCCUCCCGAAGAGCACCGUUCUGAGCUGCGUAAGCACAUUGAAGGGUAUCUUGGAAGUCGCCUUUGGCAUGUUCGAGAGAUAGCCGCCAGAACGCUCUGCUCCUUCUUGCUGCAGGAGGAAUGGGCGAAAGAGAUCGGGGAACUUCUCGCCAAGUCGAGCACUCGCACAAAUCGACUUCAUGGAGCUCUCCUGACCGCCAGGUUCGUCAUUGAACGCAAGGUGGACUUGGGCGUCGACCUCAAAUCAGAUUUGGUUCAGCUUGAGACGUUGCUGGAGCAACUCUCUGGCAACCGUGAUUCCUUCAGGGGUUGCGCAGAACUCCAAGCGGCUUACCAUGAGAUCCUCAAUCUCCUCUCCAGUCUCGGCUUUCACCAGCUAGUUGCCAGGGUUGCCUUGCAAGACGUGUCAAAGCAACCUAGCUCGUCCUCUGCUCUGCUGAAUCUGCAUACUUCGCUACGAGUGGUCUACGAUACUGCAGCGCGGUGCGAUGUAGAAGGUCUUCGGACUUAUUUCCACGAUAUACUCGGCAGGGACCUCAACACAGCAUGCAGAAUCCUGGAGAAGAUUCCAGACGCAUGGAAGCAAGCGGACAGCCCGACUGCAACAACAGGGCUAUGCCGUUUGUAUCUCGAGGCCUGCGCCAUAUCCUCGACGCCUGAGCUUCAGGCUCAGUCUCUCCUAAAUCUUGAGCCACUGAUGGACGGCAUGCUCCGCCGAGGGGACCUCACAGAGCUCCCGAUGGUUGAACAACUGGAUGGGCUAUGGAAUCAGCUUCAAAGCGGCUACAUUAACCCUACCCUGUCAUGUGCUAUCACGGAGACCAGUGGGACCAUCAUGGCGGUCCUGGUUUCGCGUAACUCGGAUAGUAAGGUUCCGAAUAUGGGCCAAAGGCUGUGGAGUUGGGGAGCCAUGCUCAGCGAGUGCUUGGAGGUGAACCAGCCCUUCGACACCAGAUAUGCAGCCGCCAUGGCCCUCCGAGCUUUCUUUACCGGCGCCAAACACCACCGCUGGGAUGUCGAAUACCUCCCAGCCCUCUCAGCGCUCUACGACAGUCUUAUCGAUGACGACGACGAGGUCCGAGAGACCGCUGCAGUCGCUGCGUCCCAUAUCAUUGGCACAAACGCGAUCGCUUUCACGGCCGCUGACAGUCUUGUCCCAUGGCUGCGGGAGCACUUCGGAGAGUCCAAGGAGUUUCGAGCCCGCGUGGUGUGCAGGAUGGUUGGCCAGCCAUACUCGGGGGAUCUUCAGCUGGUUCCUGCCGAAGAACAACUCCGCAAGGCCAUGGACUUUGAUGAUUCGCUCUUCGCUGCCGAGGAGCAGAACCUCUUCAUCGACGAGGUCAGGGAAACGGUUAGAUGGCGAGAGGCCUUUGAGAGUCUACGGACUAAUUCAGGGGACGACCGAUCGUUCGGCUUUCUGAAGGCAUGGGUGGAGGGCGGGCUGAAUGCUCUCAUUGGCCGUGCAGAAAGGGAGGAUGGCGUGCUAGUUGGGUGGACGGCGGAUCAACAUGUGUUCGCAACAUGCGCUCGCAUCCUGCUCUGCGCCGUGGCGGUCGCUAGGGCUGGCGAAGCAGGUAUUGCGGAGCUGCUGAAACAAUUCCGGCGAGUUGGAGGAAGGACGAGAAUCCACGGGUCACUCUUAGAGAUGGGCAAGUGGGACACGAUAGCGUAAAGGCUAGCCUAGUUCCUUACUGUAAAAUCAAGAAGGUGCUUUGUUGUCGCCCCCUUUUCCCAGCCGCUGGCAGGAGUUCCUCUUCACAGGGUCAUUGGAUCCAAGUCCGGGGAUGUCAUGAAUACACCGAAGCUGCCGCAGGGAUACGCGUCAUGCAUUUCGUACUCGAACUUUCCCGAGGCAGCUCCGCCAUGCGAACUGGUCAUCCAUUGGGACAUGGGAUUUUUCGCCGUGUGCUUAGUUUUAGGACUGA